Molecule: messenger RNA, 672 nt
Organism: Juglans microcarpa x Juglans regia
Lineage: Eukaryota; Viridiplantae; Streptophyta; Magnoliopsida; Fagales; Juglandaceae
Product: pentatricopeptide repeat-containing protein At5g18475-like
Exons: 2
Coding region: 1-672 (223 amino acids)
Molecular function (GO): RNA-DNA hybrid ribonuclease activity; protein binding; nucleic acid binding
Source: RefSeq, a predicted model, not a curated record
AUGUUAAGGAUAUGGAGGAAACCUGCAACUGUAGAGGCAAGAGCACUAAGAAGAGCAAUGAAUUUAUGUGUUGAUCUAGGCUUCUCAAAGGUCAUAUUUGAAGGGGGCGGCCAAGAGAUUGUGGAGGCAACUAAUGCACAUCAAGAGAGUUGGACAACAUAUGGCCUAUGUGAAAAUGGAAGACUCAAAGAAGCAGUUGAUCUGUUCGAGGAAAUGGUCUCAAAGGAGCAGGUCUUACUUGAUGCCCUAACUUACAAUGUUUUGAUCAAUGGGUUCUACCGUGUAGGAAAAGUUUAUUGUGUUAGGAAGAUGAUGGAAUUUAUGAGGAAAAAUGGAUGCACUCCUCAUGUAUUCAAUUACUCAACCCUGGUGAAUGGAUUUUGUAAGGACAAAAAACUGUUAGAGGCCAAAGAAGUUUUUGAUGAGAAGAAGAGCUUCCGUUUGAAACCGGAUACAAUUAGCUACUCGACUUUAAUUAAUUGCUUCUGUAGGGCUGGAAAAAUCGAUGAAGCUACGGAGUUUCUCAAAGAGAUGAAAGAAAAAGAAUGCAAAGCUGAUACCGUGACCUUCAAUGUGAUACUUGGAGGGCUGUGCAGAGAAGAUUGGUUUGAGAAACUUCCCUGCAAUGGUGUUUAUCUAAAUAAAGCUAGUUACAGGAUUGUGUUGAAUUGA